CCACCCGUAGACGUAACUCAUCCUCCCGAGUUCUUCCGAGGGCCGCCAUGGCCACCGCAGCGUUUCGAUGGGUGCUUCAUCUCCACAGGGAUGUGCCCAGGGCUGCUCGAUUCUACUCCGAAGGACACGAUUUCAGCAUCAAUGUCUGCACUCCCCGUUGGGCCGAGCUCCAGAAUGGCCCCCUAAAGCUUGCCCUCAUGCAAUCCCCCAGUGAUCUUGCCAUGCAGAAAGGUUACUCUUCUAUGCUAUCCUUCACGGUAGCAGACAUAAACAGCACAGUUACAAAACUAAUCACGUUAGGAGCCGAGUUGGAUGGUCCCAUUAAAUAUGAGAUCCAUGGCAAGGUGGCAGCUUUGCGUUGCCUUGUUGGGCAUAUGUUGGGUCUUCAUGAACCUGCAUGAUGGUUUCAAAAAAUUUUAUUUGCAGACUAAAAUAAGAUUAAAAUCCUGAUAUGGUAUAAAUUUUGAGUUCUCAGCAGCAGUCAGAUUAAUAAUUUUAUUGUGGCUAGCAAGGGCUUCUUCUACUAGAAUACUGGAAGAGCAUAAGAUACAAGUUUUUUCUCUGGGUUGCCUUCAUAUAUGGUGAUUGUUUGUUCAUCCAGAUCAAUCAGUGCUGUGCAAAGAGUAUAUAAUGUUGGACCUGAAAUGGGUAGAAGUAAUCUGAAUCAAGUGGAACAGAGGACACACUUGAAGGAUUAUAUUUGUGGGGAAGACCCCAAAUUGAAUCACCUGUCAUGUAGAUGGGAUAUUUUUUAUCCACACAAUCUCCAAGAAUUGAGAGUACUUUUUCUUUUGAGUCUGCUGAAAGUUGAGCUGCCCUGUUCUGUCUGCUGAUAGAGUUCUCAUCUUGUACCUUCACUUGAAAACAAUGAACUGAAUUUAGAUUAGAGCACUAAUUUUGCAUUGUUCUGUUAAAUUAUGUGAUGCAUAAAUCCAUAAUUUUUCACAGUAUCAUCUAUCUCUGUGUCUGAUCUCCUAGUUUGUGUCUAAAUUCUAUAAUCUAUGGUUCACCUGCUGUACUUCAAGGUGGAGGUACAUGUUUGCAUGGAAGACAGGUGUUCUCCCAACCUCAUGAACCAAACAGCGUUUGCCAGAUGCUGUUUCUACAUUUACAAUUCUGCGGCUUCUGACAUCCACCAAGUUAUAGCUGUGUCCAACAGAAGCAUUGGAUGAGUGAAGUCUCUGCAGUCGGGAACCAUGUCAGCAUUGGUAAGUUAUCAAUGUUAAUCAUCUGUUGAUACCAGAAAGUGUCUUACAUUCAAGGCAUCACCAAGGCCAGUGGCUUCCAGAAGAUCUCGUGAUAUAAAAUUACGUCCGAUACCUCCUGCGAUGAUUUCCUCUCGCGUUGGAGGCACUGAAUUAAGUGUGAAUGCCUGAUAUAGAGGUCCAUGUAACUAGCCAUUUGCUUCAGCAUUUUGCAUGACUUAUGAAAAGCCUUGUGAGUUUAUUACAGUGGACAGAUCUUACCAAGCCACAGCUGUUGAAGCCAAACGCACAGGUUGGAAGCUCGCCAGCAUAAGUGUAAGCAGUGAAUGAUACUCCAUUCGGCAGCAUGGCCCUCACCAAAUAGCUGCAGCCCAUAAAAUUUCAAAGUACUGACUGAGUUUAAUACGACAGAUGACCUUGUUUGCUUAAUAUUGAUCUAUGGAGAAGGUUUGAUGAUUACGUGUGACCGAUUAAAGCUAUGUUUGCAUCUUCGUUGUGUGCGGCAAUGGCCAUGGAGUCAUUUACCACAAGAACAUCUGAACAGUCAUCAUCAGUCACUUCUUCUUGAGUGUCUUCUUUCUUCAGAAUAAAGGGAAGUAUUUCCUUCCUAAAAUUUAGCAAUAUUAUCUGCUCAAAAGCAUUCAGUUAACCAGCUAUAACAUCUUUCUGCUACUACUACUGUUUGGAAAGUUUAGCAGAGGACAAUGAAUAUAAAGCCAUGGUGAAGUAGAAAUAUUACAUGGAUAAUUGGGAUGCCGCUCCCUGCAGCUGUUCCUAACAGUUCAUCCCAGUAUCUUGGAAACAUCUGUCUAUUAGCAGUGCAGAGUGCUUCAAUGAGCAGCUGAGCCUCUGCGGUGCCGG
Molecule: messenger RNA, 2066 nt
Organism: Elaeis guineensis (African oil palm)
Lineage: Eukaryota; Viridiplantae; Streptophyta; Magnoliopsida; Arecales; Arecaceae
Source: RefSeq, a predicted model, not a curated record